This is a messenger RNA of Postia placenta MAD-698-R-SB12, 1121 nucleotides long. RefSeq lists its product as hypothetical. The record is from RefSeq and is a predicted model, not a curated record. Gene Ontology annotation, molecular function: 2,4-dienoyl-CoA reductase (NADPH) activity. The transcript has 8 exons. Gene Ontology annotation, biological process: fatty acid catabolic process. NCBI's taxonomy places the organism in Eukaryota, Fungi, Basidiomycota, Agaricomycetes, Polyporales, Adustoporiaceae. Bases 11 to 880 code for a protein of 289 amino acids.
AGCUCCUUCCAUGACUGCCUACAUUUCCCCAGUCGCGGAUUCAACCACCGUCUUUAAGAGUGAUGUUUUCAAAGGACAAGUAUUGUUCUGUACUGGCGGAGGUUCCGGGAUAUGCAAGGCAAUGACCGAAGCCGUGAUGCGUCAUGGUGCAGAUGCGACAAUUGUUGGAAGAAAGCUUGACCGACUCCUUGCAAGCGCUGAAGAGCUAUCUAAGGCAACAGGACGUCGUUGCAUAGCAGCUCAGGCAGAUGUCAGAGACCCUAAACAAUUGCAUGAGGCUGUUUCUAAGGCGAUCAAAGAAUAUGGCAAAAUCGACUUCGUUAUUUGCGGCGCUGCUGGGAACUUCUUGGCUCCAAUUUCAAGCCUGUCAGAGAAUGGGUUCAGGACCGUUCUCGAGAUAGACACGAUCGGAACGUACAACACAAUCAAAGCGACAUUGGAGCACGUCAGGGCUUCAAAGGGAUCAUACAUUCAUGUCAGCGCGACGUUGCACUACAACGGCACUCCGUAUCAGGUGCAUGUCUCUGCUGCCAAGGCAGCAGUUGAUGCAACCUCUGCUGUUCUGGCCGUGGAAGAAGGCCCCAACGGCGUGCGGUCCAACGUAAUUGCACCUGGGCCCAUUGGAGGCACGGAAGGCGUAGACCGCCUUAUGACCAAGAAUCAAGGGGGCUGGUCGAACAUCCCCGUUGGUCGACUUGGUCAUGUCAAGGAUAUUGCCAACGCUACAAUCUUCCUGUUCAGCGAUGCUGCCAGCUUCAUCACUGGCCAGGUGCUUCCCGUCGAUGGAGGCUCAGAACAUUUACGCGGUGUGAAUCUCCCCUAUCCUCAGGCAGUCAUUGAUCCUACCAGCGUCAAGGAUCUCAUCAAGCCGCGUCUUUAGUCUUCCCGUUUCCUGAACUAAUUUCCCGAGUACCAAUGUGCGGCUACAUGCGAAGGUUAGGAGUACGUUCCCCCUCGCUGAAAUCGUUUAGGAGUACAAGCUCACGUUCAGCUUUGAGUAUUAUCUGUAAUCGGCUGCAAUAGUGUUGUUUCUGAGAUUCGCCGAUCUACCCCAACAUCCGCGCCACCGUGCUGCUUGAUCUCCCCCUCUCGAUCGCAAUUCAAUGGUUGCUCUACCUGUU